Ustilaginoidea virens is the source of this 294-nucleotide messenger RNA. RefSeq lists its product as uncharacterized. The record is from RefSeq and is a predicted model, not a curated record. The transcript is spliced from 2 exons. Lineage: Eukaryota; Fungi; Ascomycota; Sordariomycetes; Hypocreales; Clavicipitaceae. The coding region runs from base 1 to 294 and encodes 97 amino acids.
AUGUACAUGUACAUGUACAUGUACAAGAUUGAGGACAUCUCGGUUUACGCAUCCGCCCUCCCCCUGCCCUUGCCGCAACAUCGCAUCGUGUUUCUCGACCCGUUGAUUCGGUUGUCGAGGCUGGCUAUUCUUUCUUUCCCUUUUCCUCUCCCCCCUCCUUUGGUCGCGAUUCUCGUAUAUUGCCAUAUAUACAGCGUUGCAGUUCUGUCCCGAUUCGAAAGACGGAGUAAUAAAACAACACUUUUAUACACCUGUCCUUGGCUAGGAACGGCACUUCUUUUCGCUCCUGGAUAG